GUGGCACAUCUGAAGAGGGUGAAGCAAUCGACAAGCAUCUAGUUUGACAGAAUGACUCAAAAAGUGAAAAAGGCACAUGGCAGUAGGUAAAAAAUUCUUAUGAAUUUGACCUCUUCCAUUCCCCCACCUGUCGAGUCUUGACUCUGUCAUCCCUCUUUCUUCUACUUCCAUUUUGUGUGAAUUCUCAAACCCUAAUCAAAUCCAGAUUCUUCAUGGAACUUGCUAUAUAAGACACUACCAGUUCUCUCCCUCUCCCAAACAUAAAAAUUAAGUUUACUAUUCAUCCUGUAAUUUUGCUAACAGACAAAAAUGGUGGACUAUUUCGUCUUUUACUUGCUUGUGCUUAGGCUUGCAAUGGCAAGCAUGUCAAACACCUUAAAUGAAACAUGCCUUGACGAUGUAGGUGUUGCAUUGGACGUCAAAUGGUACCAAAACAGCUGCCCAGAAGCAAAAUCUAUAGUGUUCUCAUGGGUCGAAAAUGCAAUCUAUCAGGACUCUAGAAUGGCGGCUUCACUACUUCGGCUUCAUUUUCAUGACUGCUUCGUCAAUGCAUGUUUACUCUUACUCGAAUCAAUCGCAUCUCUAUUUUUGCACUUUUAUCUGUUAUGAUUUGAGUUAAAAUUGCAGGGAUGUGAUGCUUCAGUGCUGUUGGAUGAUGCUGGCACUUUUAUUGGAGAAAAAAGUGCAGCGCCCAACCUGAAUUCUCUAAGAGGAUUUGAAGUGAUCAACGGGAUAAAAUCUGAACUGGAAUCUGUUUGCCCCGAAACUGUCUCCUGUGCUGAUAUUCUGGCAAUGGCGGCUAGAGACUCCGUUGUUCUAUCAGGAGGACCAAGCUGGGAGGUGCUAAUGGGGAGGAGAGACAGCUUAAGUGCGAGCAAAGCAGCAGCAAACAACAACAUACCGGCCCCUAAUUCUACAGUCCCAACCCUUGUUACCAUGUUUAAGAACGUUGGCCUUGACAUCAAGGACCUGGUUGUGCUCUCGGGUGGGCAUACACUGGGAAAGGCUCGAUGCUCGACAUUUAGCUCCCGUUUCCAGGGAACAGCCACUAGCCCAGAUGUUAACUUGGAGUUCCUUCAAGCAUUGCAGCAGAUAUGUUCAGUACCCAAUGCUGGCAACACUGCGUUGGCACAACUUGACCUGGUUACCCCAGCAACAUUCGACAACCAGUACUACAUUAACCUCAUAUCUGGCGAGGGAUUGCUGCCAUCAGAUCAAGCUCUUCUUACUGAAGAUGAUGAAACACGUGAGCUUGUAGAGUUGUAUGCUGACGACCCAAUUUCCUUCUUCGAAGACUUCACCAAAUCCAUGCUCAAAAUGGGAAACUUGGGGCCACUAACAGGGUCCAGUGGAGAGAUAAGGAGAAAUUGCAGAACCGUUAAUCUCUAAAACUCACCUUACGGUGACUGGCAUCUGGAGGGU
Messenger RNA from Carica papaya (papaya), 1422 nucleotides. NCBI's taxonomy places the organism in Eukaryota, Viridiplantae, Streptophyta, Magnoliopsida, Brassicales, Caricaceae. The record is from RefSeq and is a predicted model, not a curated record.